This is a messenger RNA of Linum tenue, 1633 nucleotides long. The record is from the annotation of a GenBank genome assembly. NCBI's taxonomy places the organism in Eukaryota, Viridiplantae, Streptophyta, Magnoliopsida, Malpighiales, Linaceae.
CGCCAUGAGACCUGGUAAAGAAGGAUCGGAAAUGGCGGGUGAACUCGCCGCCUCCUUAGCUCCCGGCUGCAUUGUCGAUUCGUUUCGCCAGUUUGGGAAAUCUCCAUUACUAUAAAUCUGCUCUUCCAUUUUCUUCCAAACUCCUUUCCUCCCAAUAUCUUUAUCUGCUUCCGGCGUCUGCUUUCCCCUCUCCAUCGGCGAAUUCUGAUUCCCAGCUCCAUCAAUGGCGAAGGUCAAGAUCGGAAUCAACGGUUUCGGAAGGAUUGGGCGCUUGGUCGCCAGAGUCGCGUUGCAGAGAGACGAUGUCGAGCUCGUCGCUGUCAACGAUCCUUUCAUCACCACCGACUACAUGACGUAUAUGUUCAAGUAUGACAGUGUUCACGGGCAAUGGAAGAACCAUGAGAUCAAAGUGAAGGAUUCAAAAACCCUUCUCUUCGGCGACAAGCCCGUCACUGUUUUCGGCUGCAGGAAUCCCGAGGAAAUCCCAUGGGGUGAGACCGGAGCUGAGUACAUUGUGGAAUCCACCGGAGUUUUCACUGACAAGGAUAAAGCUGCUGCUCAUUUGAAGGGUGGUGCUAAGAAAGUUGUGAUCUCUGCACCAAGCAAAGAUGCACCCAUGUUCGUUGUCGGCGUGAAUGAGAAGGAAUACAAGUCUGAUCUUGAUGUCGUCUCCAAUGCUAGUUGCACUACCAACUGCCUUGCUCCCUUGGCUAAGGUCAUCAAUGACAAAUUCGGCAUCGUUGAGGGCCUUAUGACCACUGUCCACUCUAUUACAGCCACGCAGAAGACUGUUGAUGGCCCGUCGAUGAAGGACUGGAGAGGUGGAAGGGCUGCCUCCUUCAAUAUCAUUCCAAGCAGCACUGGAGCUGCUAAGGCUGUUGGCAAAGUGUUGCCUGCCUUGAACGGGAAGUUGACUGGAAUGGCGUUCAGGGUUCCCACGGUUGAUGUCUCGGUAGUGGACCUCACUGUCCGGCUCGAGAAGAAGGCCACUUAUGAUGACAUCAAGAAUGCCAUGAAGAACUGUCUCUCUUAUUCGAUGCCAUUAGCAUCUGCUAUACAAAUUUUGUGGCUGAUCAACUUGCCAUACACCCAUUGUUGCAGGUCUAGCAUCUUCGAUGCCAAGGCUGGAAUUGCUCUGAACGACAACUUCGUGAAGCUCGUCUCUUGGUACGACAACGAGUGGGGUUACAGCACAAGGGUUGUUGACUUGAUCUGCCACAUGGCUUCCUGCAAGUAAAAGGAACACUGCACCCAAUAUUGGGUCGAGUUUAGGGAAUUAGAAGAGAAGUACUAAAUAAUCCCAGGCACGAGAGAACAAUCUUUGCAGUUGUGGAAGUGGUGGAAGAAGCUACCCCUUUCCCAACUCCGUAUUUUUAUAUCCUUGGGAAGUUUUGAGGCUCUCCCAAAUGUGGAGUUUUGAAUUUUUUUCUGGUUUAUUUAUGUAAUGAUAUGAUUUGUUAAUUUCAAAUUAAUGAUCAUAUGUGCUCAUUUUUAGUUAUGGAUGAUUGAACCAUCACUAUGAAAUAACUCCUCUUUUGUUUUGGAAACUCAACUAAACCUGAAUCAAAUUAACGAUCUAACAAAAGUGAUAUUUCAACCAGUAAUAGAAAUAAUAUGAUUAAAAUUUCGUUUA